Molecule: messenger RNA, 1708 nt
Organism: Durio zibethinus
Lineage: Eukaryota; Viridiplantae; Streptophyta; Magnoliopsida; Malvales; Malvaceae
Product: protein RICE SALT SENSITIVE 3-like
Source: RefSeq, a predicted model, not a curated record
AAAAUUUAAAGCAUGAUUAAAUACAAUACAGUAAGAGAGAGAGGGGGGUCUAAAUGUGACAUUUCCAUGUUGGUUUGCUUAUAAAGGAGGUUAAGAUAUUGGGUUCUCAUUUCUUUUAAGGAAAGAUAAGAGUAGAGAGAAAAAAGAAGAGGGGAAAAAACAAGAAAUCAAAGAGAUCAAGGUCUAAAAAACUGUGAAGAAAAUUGAUGGAGGAACAUCUCAGCCAGUUAGCUGUUACUCAUCUCCUUCAACACACACUAAGAAGCUUGUGCAUUCAUGAGAACUCUCAGUGGGUUUAUGCAGUCUUUUGGAGGAUCUUGCCUAGAAAUUAUCCACCACCAAAAUGGGAUGAUCAAGGAGCUUAUGACAGGUCAAGAGGUAACAGAAGAAACUGGAUAUUAGUUUGGGAAGAUGGCUUCUGCAACUUUGCAGCCUCAGCGGCUGAAAUCAACUCCGGAGACUGUCCUGGGUCCUCAGUCUAUGGAAGUUGUGAGUUUCAACACUAUCAAGGACUGCAACCAGAGCUUUUCUUUAAGAUGUCCCACGAAAUCUACAACUAUGGAGAAGGUUUGAUAGGAAAAGUGGCUGCUGAUCACAGUCACAAGUGGAUAUACAAAGAACAACAUGAUCAGGAAAUCAACUUCUUGUCAGCAUGGCAAAACUCUGCAGACUCACAUCCUAGGACAUGGGAAGCACAGUUCCUGGCCGGUAUAAAGACCAUAGUCUUGAUUGCAGUUAGAGAAGGUGUUGUCCAAUUAGGAGCUGUUCACAAGGUAACUGAAGACCUGAGUUAUGUAGUUCUACUAAGAAAGAAAUUCAGCUACAUAGAAAGCAUUCCUGGAGUACUGUUGCCCCACCCAUCAUCUUCUGUGUACCCUUUUAAAGUAGAUGCGUAUGGCACACCAGAAGCAUGGCACUACUCUCCAGCAGGGACAAUUGCACCACCAGCUGAAUUCUACGACCACUUCAAUCAGCCCAUGAAAAUAACUCCUUCCAUGAGCAGCCUUGAAGCCCUUCUCUCCAAGCUCCCUUCAGUGGUACCACCGCAAGCUUCCGGGUACUGCGAGUCACUUCCACAGUCACAGUUCUUGUCAUCACAAAGGCCUGUACAAUACAUUGGAAUGGAGAAAGCGGCAAAAGAAGAAAUUGAUGAAGAGAUUAGGCCUGAACAGGAUAUGGGUGAAAGUAGCAGCUCCAUUUCUGCAUAUCGUCGUCAACAGCAGUAUCAUCACCACCAAAAUCUUAGUGUAACAAGCGGCAGGCCCAACAAUUGAUUUUGAUAUAUAAGUGGUAUUUGGAGAUAGUAUCAUAUAUAUAUAUAAGUAGAUUGUACAGAGAUCAGUGCAUUGAUUUCUCUAACGUUUCAGUUAGAAAUCUUUUUCCCUUUGUCUCAUCGGGGUGGUGUUAAUUUUCACUAAAGUACAAGCUUUUACUUGGCAGCUUUUGUUAGUUGUUGAAGCCGUGUUUAGCCAUAGAUUCGUAGCUAGUAUAGUAUAAUGAAUCCUCAUCUUUCAGCCCUUCAUAUUUAUGAACUUAUUUCCAUGUUAGUAUGAUUCUUUAGCCCUUCGCUGAAAGCUGUAUGGUAUGGUGCAUAUUUAUAUGAUCUACUGUUACUUUUGCAGCACUGCUACCGCAUAGCUUCUAGCCUUGUACGAGUACGACGCAAUUGUGACUGUGAUCAGAAGAUAGGUAGGCGUAGGAUACUGGU